UUUCUCCCCCUCUAUGAACUCCUACUCGCCCUCCGCCUCUUUCUCCCCCUCUGCCGCCUCGUUCUCCCCCUCCUCUUUCUCCCCUUCCAGCUCCCUCACUAACUCCCCCUCGUCUCUUUCCCCCGCCGCCCGCUCGAUCUCUUACGCGCCGUCUCAGUUCCGCUCACACAGCGAUUCUGGCUCGGGCAAAGGCACUGACACUAUAGCUAAGUCCUGGCUCGGUGCCGAGCCUGCAGGACAGCGGGGGGGGAUGAUGAGGAGCUCUAGCCGAGGCCUUGUCACAGCCGCCAUAUCUAACACCGAACCUGGUAGCCCGGCAAAUAAUUCUGGAUGGAGGGCAGUGGCGAAUGGGGAGGUGUAUGCAGGGAAGGGACAGCUGAGGCGGACUGCAACUGCUGGAGGGGCGAUUGAUGCCAGGCAUGCGUUGGAUUCGCGAUCGACCAUUUCAUUGAGCCGCCCAGGGAGUGCGGAUAUUGGUGCGCUCUCGCAGCAUGGGGCUGAGCAUGUUUCAGGAAGCAAGGUGGUGGAGAAAGGGGGAAAGAAGGGGGGCUUGAAAGGAAUACUUUCGCGCAAGUCGAAGCAAGUGAGGUGGUCAUACGACUUCGACAAGGAGGGUGGCUUGUGAAUAAAAGUUCCAUACAGGGCCAUGACAAAGGUCAUGGUCCCCCUAUUUUUGACGGCACUCAAGAGGGCCGUUAACUUGACUCUA
This is a messenger RNA of Closterium sp. NIES-67, 709 nucleotides long. The record is from the annotation of a GenBank genome assembly. Lineage: Eukaryota; Viridiplantae; Streptophyta; Zygnematophyceae; Desmidiales; Closteriaceae.